AUGGUUCCUCAAAAGUUACCAAACCUCAGGGAGUCCAUCACCGCCCCCGUUCUUCACAGCCAGACAAUAGACGACCUCACUAGACCAGCAUCCAGCAGUAAGAUACAACAGACCCCAGAUACACCACAGAUCCCAGAUACAACAGACCCCCAGAUACAACAGACCCCAGAAACAACAGACCCCCAGAUACAACAACAGACCCCAGAUACAACAGACCCCAGAUACAACAGACCCCAGAUAACAGACCCCAGAAACAACAGACCCCAGAAACAACAGACCCCAGAUACAGCAGACCCUAGAUACAACAGACCCCCAGAAACAACAGACCCAGAUACAACAGACCCCCAGAUACAAACAGACCCCAGAUACACAACCCAUAAAACAGACCCAGAUACAACAGACCCCAGAUACAACAGACCCCAGAUACAACAGACCCCCAGAUACAACAGACCCCAGAUACAACAGACCCCAGAUACAACAGACCCAGAUACAACAGACCCCAGAUGA
Molecule: messenger RNA, 507 nt
Organism: Homarus americanus (American lobster)
Lineage: Eukaryota; Metazoa; Arthropoda; Malacostraca; Decapoda; Nephropidae
Product: salivary glue protein Sgs-3-like
Exons: 2
Coding region: 1-507 (168 amino acids)
Source: RefSeq, a predicted model, not a curated record